Molecule: messenger RNA, 726 nt
Organism: Salvelinus sp. IW2-2015
Lineage: Eukaryota; Metazoa; Chordata; Actinopteri; Salmoniformes; Salmonidae
Product: MAPK-interacting and spindle-stabilizing protein-like
Exons: 2
Coding region: 1-726 (241 amino acids)
Source: RefSeq, a predicted model, not a curated record
AUGGUGCAGGUAGGUCUGCAGCCUCCUGAAGGAAGGUGUGAUGGAGAGCAGUCAACCCACGGCCCUCUGGGAGGUCCAGGAAGCCACACCUACUCCUCCUCUUUCUCCUCUCCCUUCCUCUCGGCGGGUCCCAUCCUGGACACUUCCGCAUUCCCGCUGGGUACCGUGGAACCCAACACACAGAAGAACAUCAACAGCAGAUUACAACAACAACAACAAACGACCAUACAGAGACGGGAUCCGACAGGGAAUUCAGACAAGGUCCCGGGUAACCGGGUUUCGACACACGGGCUGGCUUGCAGCAAGGGCACAGCCAGCGGUCCUUACCCACGGUCCUACCCCAGCGGUCCCUACCCAGCGGUCCCGUUACCCAGCGGUCUACCCAGCGGUUCGCUAUCCCCAGCGGUCCCUACCAGCGGUGCUACCCAGCGGUCCUACCGCAGGUCCCUACCAGCGGUCCCUACCCACGGUCGCUACCCAGCGGUCCUACCAGCGGUCCCUACCCACGGUCCCUACCCGCCACGCGGUCGCUACCCAGCAGUUGCUAACCACGCAGCGGUCCCUACCCAGCGUCCCUACCCAGCGGUCCCUACCAGCGGUCGCUACCAGCAGUUGCUACCCAGCGGUCCCUACCCAGUGGUCCUACCCAGCAGUCGCUACACCAGCGGUCCCUACCCAGUGGUCGCUGGGGUGUCCUUACCCAGCGGUCCCUACCCAGCUGUCUAG